Clonostachys solani is the source of this 282-nucleotide messenger RNA. NCBI's taxonomy places the organism in Eukaryota, Fungi, Ascomycota, Sordariomycetes, Hypocreales, Bionectriaceae. The record is from the annotation of a GenBank genome assembly.
AUGAGCACCGGCGAUUUCUGGCCCUCCCGCUCCCGAGCGAGCCAAUUGGUUGAGGGUCCCCUUCGUUGCAUUCAACUUCGGACCCAUCCAGAGGCCUGCCUCAAGUCCCCAAGGCUCGACAGGGGGGCGUGCCAGGGGACAGCCGCCGCUAACCUAACCCUGCUCAGCCCAUGGACCCUGGGCGGAGAGAUGCAGACCCAAUUUGGCAACCUGGCUCCCAUGCCAUGCUGGCUAAUCCUGAGGAGAGGAAUUGCGACUGGGGACUGCCCCAAGAGAACCUGA